UGUCACCUGACCACGCCCCCCUUUCCAGGCCUUUCCUCCUCCACGUGCACCUCAUUUCCUGAUUAACACCUGUCCCUAUUUAACCUGCGUCUGUUCACUUCUUCCCCGCUCGUUCGUUGAUUCACUCACUUACCAGCCUCUUGUGUCAUUCCUGUUUUGCCUAGCCUUGUUUUUGGACUCUGUUUUGUGUUCUGGAUCCUGUUUUUUGCCUCUGCUCUGACGUACCUGUUUGCUCCUGUUUUGACCUUGCUUGUUCUUUGGACCACGUCUUCAGCUUAAUCCUUGUCAAUUACUUUUGCUCCGUGGACUGCCUUGCUGUUAACGAUCCCUAGCCUGAAUAAACCACCCUUUAAGUAUAUUUCCUUUUGUCGAGCCUGCAUUUGUGUCCUGCCCUCGUCCAGUCCUGACUGAACGAACGAGCCAGACAUGGACGCAGCGGGCUCGAAUCCGGUCGCCAGGAAUCAAGACGCUGAUACAAUCAAGAGGAUUUUUGAUGACCUUCAAUUUUUUUUUUUUAUUUGUUUUCGUGACUGUUUCUCUCCAAAAGAGAAAUUUGAUUUAUCUUGAGCAGGCAUGGGAAAUCGUGGAAGCCAAUGAAUGGCUUUAUGAACGCUUCCCUGAUCUGCAAGACCUGGACACGAUUUUUUCUGGCACUACACUUCCUGACUGGAUAAAACAUCCAGAGGCCCACCCGUGUUCACAGCCCCUGCCUGUCGAUGACGACGCUGAAUGGAGCGAUUGUGAUGACGAUGACGAAGACAAUUCGUCGGAGUCAGAGCAGUUUGUAGUUCAGGACUCGGUAAACAUAUUGUUCAAGGUACAGGACCUGUUUUUUGAAUACCAUGACAAUCUGAGUCCACAGAACCGACGUCGCGUUCUGUCGGACCUUGAUCAGCUGUUACAAGCCGAGCCUGACGUGGUUCGCUCUUUUCCUGACCUUGAGAACAUAAAGGCUCAGUUUAAGCAGGGCCUUCUUCCGCCAUGUAUCGAAGAUCCAAUUGAGUUCAUGUUUGAAUCAGACAUCACCGCAGCCUGUUCGACCGCACCACGGCACAUAACAAUAUCAGACGCAGCCUUGGGGCAACUGUUUGUUGUGAUUUGGCGCUAUAUAAAAAAAUUGAUUGAUUGAUUGAUUGGUGUGCAUCAGGAAAAGAACCGGCUGCACCUGCAAAACCAAAGACACUGCGACCACGACCACGCUCAACACCCAUGCAAGCCCCUACACGAGCACCACCUAAGUCCGCACCACGAGCGACACACGUGGCUUCCACACGCUCGCUUCGGACCGAAGCGGAGCCGGCCUCCUCAUGCCCGACUUCCCAAUGUCUCCGGGCCACGACAACGGCUGUUCUCAGCCUUCCUCCUGUUCCAGCUCCUCGACAGCCCUGCGCGCCUGUGCCACCGAAGACCGUGCGCUUCGCACCUGCAGCUGCUCCAGUCUCCAUGCCAGCGACACCAGCGACGCUUCCAGCCGGCCCGGUCUCCAUGCUCACUGCACCAGCGACUGGAGCGAUCUCCGCACCUGCGGCACCUCCCGCCGAACCAGUCUCUGUGCGCGUCACUCCAGCGGUUGCUCCAGCCUCCACGCCAGCUGCACCAGCGGCUACUCCAGUCUCCAUGCCAGCGGCACCAGCGACGCUUCCAGCCGGCCCGGUCUCCAUGCGCACUGCACCAGCGACUGGAGCAAUCUCCGCACCUGCGGCACCUCCCGCCGAACCACUCUCUGUGCGCAUCACUCCAGCGGUUGCUCCAGGCUCCACGCCAGCUGCACCAGCGGCUGCUCCGGUCUCCACGCCAGCGGCACCUGCGACGCUUCCAGCCAGCCCGGUCUCCAUGCGCAAUGCGCCAGCGACUGGAGCAAUCUCCGCACCUGCGGCACCAGCGACUGCUCCAGACUCCACGCCCACGGCUGCAUUGGACUUUGCGCGCACCGCGCCAGCACCUGUUCCAGCGCACGCCGCACCACAACCAGUCUCAAGACCAGACGGUGCGUCGUUCGCACGCAUGCUGUCGGGACCUUCCCCUCCUGCGCCUCCUCAUCCUGCUCCAGCUGCACUGCCGGCACAGAAGAUGACGAUCGAGGACGCAAACCUGGAGAGGGUUAGUGACAUUUUGCUUGAACUGUAUUUGUUGCGGGUCUAUUUUGUACUCACGUUGUUUUCCUCUGUGCUUUGUUGGUUCAAAGCCCCACGCCUACUCCUGGGGUGGACCAUGUCUGACCUUAACUCUCAGUUCCAGAGCGUCAUGACCUGGCUGUUGGGUAAAAUUAUUUUGUUCUUAGGGGUCUCCCCAGGGGGCAGUUGUGGGUUCAUGAAAACAUUUUCCAUCUCACGCCUGUUAAACUUCUCUCUCACGUCUCCAAGUACUUCUGGCCAUGCCAAUAAUCCACAGUCUUUGAUGUACCUUCUCGUGCAGGACAUUCGGCACCCUGAGCUAAUGCAGGAUUUUCUGGUUGGUACUUGUGUUGGUCUGGUUUUGUUUGUUUUCCGUCUGCACUUUUGAUCGUUUAUGGGGAUUUUUUGCUUUUUUGGGGUUUUGUUCAAGAACUUUUAUUUUCUGUAUGAGGGCUCUUUUCUGUCUUGUUUUUGUCAUUGUUGUAAGGUAGUGUAUAUGCACCUAAGUGUCUUGUGUUACCGUACCUGGAAUGUGAACGCCCAAUGUUUUGCGUGUGGCUUAGUUCUGCUCCCUUUUGCCCAGUGGCUUCUACGCUCGGUGGGACUCCUCCUGAGGAGGUUGUUUUCUGUACACCACUGUUUUGGAGCAAUUCGUCCUAAACCUGGCCCCGAUUGUUCUUUGGGAACCACGCUAGGGGCCGGUUUGUCCCAAGGCCGUGUUCCUGCUGUCUCCACGCCCGUUUCUCCACGGGUCCACUCCCCUGACCUCGUGGUAACUCACGACCCGGGUGUGGAUCGCGUGCCCAGGCCCUUUGUUAAGCCGUAUUGUCGCCCGCCUGGGGGCCUCUUUCCUGCCCUGGCUAUGCCCAGUUUUGGGUCCCUCGACCACCUGCCCUGGUACUGUUAUUCCUCAUGUCCUCUGCCUGUUUUGCUGGGGUCUGUUGUCAGACAUCCCUGGGGUUUUGUGUUUUUUCGGCCCUCUUGUGGCUCGCCUCUCUCGUUCUGCCCUCCGUCCUGUUCCCCUUGCUGCCCUCCCGGUGUCGGGUUCCUGGGCGGGUGCCCGGGGGCGCCCGCUUGGGGGAGGGGUACUGUCAUGUCCUGGCCGUUUCCAGGCUUCAGCCCAUAUGUCCCUUCUUUAUUUAGUUCUGUUCCUUUGGCAUCAGCCUCGUUUUGUUAAUUACCUUUUUCUUCAUGUGGGGUUUUGUUCCAUGUUCUGAUUUUUGCU
Thalassophryne amazonica is the source of this 3339-nucleotide messenger RNA. RefSeq names its product proline-rich protein 36-like. Lineage: Eukaryota; Metazoa; Chordata; Actinopteri; Batrachoidiformes; Batrachoididae. The record is from RefSeq and is a predicted model, not a curated record. The transcript has a single exon. Bases 1210 to 2502 code for a protein of 430 amino acids.